Molecule: messenger RNA, 1485 nt
Organism: Ooceraea biroi (clonal raider ant)
Lineage: Eukaryota; Metazoa; Arthropoda; Insecta; Hymenoptera; Formicidae
Biological process (GO): detection of chemical stimulus involved in sensory perception of smell; sensory perception of smell
Cellular component (GO): plasma membrane
Molecular function (GO): odorant binding; olfactory receptor activity
Source: RefSeq, a predicted model, not a curated record
GUAAUAUGGAUCAAUUUUCUUACAUUCAAAUAAUGAUUACAUUGGUAUAUUGUUAAAUAAAAUGCAAUGAAAUUACCUUCUGCGAAAGCAGAUAAGUUGUAAUUUCUACUAUACGUUAUACAAUUUUUUAAAAAUAACGUCGGACUGUAAAGAUCCAUACCAUUGUAUAGUCAUAAACCGUGCGAGAUGCACGAAAUUGAAGAACGCUAUUACCAACUCAAUGAAAAUAUCCUUAAGAUACUUGGUCUAUGGCCUUAUCAGCAAACAAAUUUUGCUCGACUACGAAAAGUACUAUUUCUUGGUAUUCUUUCAGGAUACAUUAUCGUUCAGUUGCUAUCAUUUUUGACAAUGCAAUAUAGUAUAAAUCUUCUUCUUAAAGUUUUCACAUUUGUAUUUCCUACUCUUUUUGUCACAAUAAAGUAUUGCAUUUUUAUAAUUCAAGCGGAGAAUGUGAAGCUGCUGCUAGAGCAGAUACGAGAUGACUGGAAUUUGUUGAACGGCAAAUUGGAAAUUGAUAUUAUAAAACAAUAUGCCAGUAGCGUGAAACUUGUUUCAAUGGUUGCAAUUGUGUUUUGUCAUUUUGACACAUUGUGUUACAUAACUGUGGAACUUCUGCCGUUGAUACUUGAUGUUAUAUCACCGUUAAAUAAAUCACGAUCUUUGAAACUUAUCGCGAACACGGAAUACUUUGUUAACCGGGAAAAAUAUAUCUGGGUAAUGUUACUCCAUGAAAUAACUGCCACUUAUAUAAGGGUGAUCACGAUAUGUUGUACCAGUAUAACUAUGAUGAUGUACAUCUUGCACGCAUGUGCGUUGUUUAAAGUAGCAAGCUAUCGAAUGAAAAAUGCACUUGGAGAGGAUGUGUUAAGGAUUCCUAAUUCUGUAAAGGAAUAUCUUCUUUAUCAGAGGAUUGCCCACGUAGUUAUUAUUCAUCGAAGGGCCAUCGCCUAUAUUGAGCUUUCAAUAUCGAGUUUUACGGUGACGUUUACUAUUCUGAUUUUGAUCGGAGUUAGCUCCUUAAGUUUUAAUCUUUUCCAUUUGUUUCAAAUAAUAACAGUUAACACUGAUUUUGCUGAAUUAUAUGCAGUUCUUGUAUCAAUAGUGGCCCACUUUGGCUACAUGUUUAUAAUUAAUUAUGGCGGAGAAAUUGUACAGUAUCAUGGAAUACAAAUAUUUGAUGCAACUUAUAAUGGAUUGUGGUAUGCAUCACCGUUUCGUAUACAGAAACUGGUAUUAUUCGUAAUGCAAAGGGCAAUAGCAAAAAUCACUUUGACAUGUGGGAAUAUAUUUGUGGCGUCUUUAGAAGGUUUUGUUACGCUUGCUAGUUCAGCAAUAUCUUAUUUCACAGUAAUUUAUUCGACGCGAUAAUAGGAAACUGAAAACCAAAAUGUAUUAGUAACCAUAUAUGUAGCUCAAUCAAUUUAGCAUAAGUAGUAUAGAGUUAGUACAAAUUUAUUAAAUAUAACUCUUAGACCAUUGCGUGCG